GUGUAUACACUUUGUGUAAACGGUAUUAAAUUGUUUCACACAAAAUUAUUAGACUGAUUUGUAAAUAGAAGAAAAAAAAAAAAAAAAAAGGUGGAAUUGAAAUAACUUUGUCACUUGCUGUGGAUCACAAUAUUCCAGCUGGAAAAUGAUAAUAAGUAUACUGCAGUGCUGCAAAAGUAGGCUCAGGCCCAUAGCUGGUGUAACGAAAUUUGUGCAGUCGAGGUCCUGCACGAUGAUGAAGACCUCUGAGAAAAUGGAGCUGUUGUUGAAGAAGAGGGACCACAUACCUCUGAGCUACGAGCUCGUUUACCGUCAAAAAAAUUACGUAUUUCAACACAUAAUGUACUACUCGGUAAACAUCAUAGCUUUCAUCAGUCUGAGUGGGGGAAUUUACUUUGGAUAUCAGUUGUACAAGGAUCCAAAGUACUUCAUAAGCGAAGAUUUUGAGGAAAAUCCAGAGCAACUUUUAGCUUUCAUGGUGGUUAAUGUGUUUAUGCUGUUUGCAGCAAAUCUUUUGAGAUCACGCUGGCCUUUGAGGAUAUACAGGGAUCCAAAUAAGGGCGGAUAUCGAGCUGUAUUUAUCAGUAGGGUACCUUUUCAUUUGGAGUAUUACGAAUUUCCAGCAAAGAGCUUGAGUUACAAGUCCAAGGAAUCUAAACUUCCCUGGAAUUCUGUGACGUUCAAGAUUGAGAACCAGAAAAGAAAAAUAAUUUUGUUCGACAACUUGUUUAGGAACCACAAUGAUUUUUACCAGAUGCUCAGAUCUGAUCAGCUUGAUUUUUAAAUUUUUUUU
Molecule: messenger RNA, 793 nt
Organism: Copidosoma floridanum
Lineage: Eukaryota; Metazoa; Arthropoda; Insecta; Hymenoptera; Encyrtidae
Source: RefSeq, a predicted model, not a curated record